Messenger RNA from Esox lucius (northern pike), 4666 nucleotides. RefSeq names its product oocyte zinc finger protein XlCOF6-like. Gene Ontology annotation, molecular function: DNA-binding transcription repressor activity, RNA polymerase II-specific. The record is from RefSeq and is a predicted model, not a curated record. Gene Ontology annotation, biological process: negative regulation of transcription by RNA polymerase II. The transcript is spliced from 3 exons. NCBI's taxonomy places the organism in Eukaryota, Metazoa, Chordata, Actinopteri, Esociformes, Esocidae. Bases 118 to 2181 code for a protein of 687 amino acids.
UUUUCUCGCGACAACAGCCAGAUAUCUCGUUCUGAUAAAGUGUGUGGAAGUUAUGCUGACGCGCAAUUAACUACAGCAACAAUAACUGCUAAUUGGAAUUCAAGUGUCAAGGCUGCCAUGUCUGAACCCAAGUCCCAGGGUUCAGAGAGUUGUGUUCCAGCCCAGAGAAGCUCACAACGAGAUCCAGAGAUUGUGUUAGUGAAGCUGGAAGACGUCAGUCAACCAAUGGCUUGUAAUGUUUAUGUCAAAGAAGAAGAGGAGGAGGAGGAGAGUGGAAUUAACAACGAGAGUAAAGAGGAGGUGGAGGAUGGGACAGUCAAAGAGGAGGUGGAGGAUGGGACGGUCAAACUGGAGGUGGAGGAUGGGACGGUCAAACUGGAGGUGGAGGAUGGGACAGUCAAACUGGAGGUGGAGGAUGGGACAGUCAAACUGGAGGUGGAGGAUGGGACAGUCAAACUGGAGGUGGAGGAUGGGACAGUCAAACUGGAGGUGGAGGAUGGGACAGCCAAAGAGGAGGUGGAGGAUGGGACAGCCAAAGAGGAGGUGGAGGAUGGGACAGCCAAAGAGGAGGUGGAGGAUGGGACAGUCAAAGAGGAGGUGGAGGAUGGGACAGUAAAAGAGGAGGUGGAGACCAAAGAAGAGGUGGAAGUAGAUGGAAACACUGACCCAGGAGAGAGCUUCGCUCUCUGUUCAGACAGCGAGCCCAGUUUCAGAGAAGCAGGAAACCAUCAACAACCCACAGAGAUCUCAAAACAGAAACAUCACCACUGCAUGGACUGUUUCACUGGUUUCUAUGAGUCAGAGCUGAGAAGCCAUACUUGUAGGCCCCGCCCCUGUUUAGAGUGUAGAGGAAGUUUCAUUUGUCCAACUCACCUCAACUCCAAACAGACUAAAAACAGAAUGAACACAUACCCUUGUGGUGAAUGUGGGAAGAUAUUUCAAGCACCAAGCACACUCAAAACAAGCAAGCGAAGUCAUACAGGAGAGAGGCCAUACACCUGCUCUAUUUGUGGGAACAGUUUCAGUCAGUCGAAACACUUAAAGACACACCAGAGAACUCACACAGGAGAAAAGCCAUACAACUGUUCACAAUGUGGUAAGAGUUUUAGUUGGUUACGCAGCCUGAAGACACACCAGAUCACUCACACAGGAGAGAAGCCUUACCAUUGCUCUCAAUGUAAGAAGAGCUUCAAUGGGAUAGAAAUCUUAAAGCAACACCAGAUGACUCACACACAACAAAGCUGUCAUUGCUCCCAGUGUGGUAAGAGUUUCAGUCUGCUACAACACCUAAAGAUACACCAGAUCACUCACAAGGCAGAUAAGCCUUUCCAAUGCUGUAAAUGUAAGAAGAGCUUCAAACGGAUAGGAAACUUAAAACAUCAUCAGCUAACUCACACAGGACAAAAGCAUAAUCAUUGCCCUCAGUGUGGAAAGAGUUCCAGUUGGCUACACCACCUAAAAUCACACAAGCGAACUCACACAGGAGAGAAGCCAUACAAUUGCUCCUUUUGCAGGAAGGAUUUUAAUAAUCCAAAAACCUUGAAAACUCAACGGAGGACUCACACAGGAGAAAAGCCUUUCCACUGCUCCCAGUGUGGCAAGUGUUUUGGUCAGUUAUCAACUCUGAAAAUGCACCAGCUAAUUCACACAGGAGAGAAGCCUUACCGAUGUGCACAAUGUGGGAAGAGUUUCAUCUGGUUAUAUCUACUGAAGGCACAUGAGAUAACGCACACAGGGGAAACGCCUUACCACUGCCCUCAGUGUGGGGAAAGUUUUUCCACUUUAUAUUUCCUGAAGAAACACAAGCUAUGUCACACAGGAACAAAGUCUUUCCACUGUUCCCAGUGUGGGAAGAAUUUCAGUCAGUCAUCAACUCUAAAGACACACCAGUUAACUCACACAAGGGAGAAGCUGUACCACUGCCCUCAGUGCGGGAAAAGUUUUGGUCGGUCAUCAACUUUGAAGAAACACCAGAUUACUCACACAGGAGAGAAGCCCUACCACUGCCCUCAAUGUAAGAAAAGUUUUGGUUAUUCAUCAACUCUGAAGGCACACCAACGUACUCACACAGGAGAGAAGCCUCACCACUGUUCUCAGUGUGGAAAGAGUUUUAGUCAAUUAUCAACUUUGAAGAGACAUCAAAGAACACACACAGGAGAAAAGCUGUCAAAUCAAAUUUGAAGAAACACCAGCUUACAUAAGGGCCUUUCUACUGAUCUCAAUGUGAGGAUAUUUUUUCAGUAACGAAAUCUUAAAGUCUCAAGCCCUGACAUUGGACAGUGUUUUUCUGCUUUCAAAGAAAUUCAAUCAAAAUGAGUAAAAAAAACAUAUAAACAUCAGUAUAUCAUAAUGUGAAUUUCUUUUGCAGGUUCCACUUGUUACAACACAACAGGAUUUAUUUAUUAGAAUUUUAACAUUUCACUGGUCAUCUUCAUCCAUGUUACCACAGCAACACUGAUAUCAUGUUAUAAACCUUAAGUACCAUAUAAUAAACACUAGACGUUUGGUAUUACCUUGACACAUUCUUGUUUCCAUAUAGGUGAAUAAAGAGGAAGUUUCAGUUGGAAUGUUGUAUAGUGAAUAGUGGCAUUAAGUUUUAAAGCCAAGUGUCAUCCUAAAUAGCCCACAACAUUUUAUCAGAAUAAAUAUAUUGUUAUGGUCAACGAACUGCCAUGUUGUUAGGCCAUGAGUCAGAGCAGUAUCUAUCAAGACGAAUCUGUGUAGCAUCUGUCAAGACAAGUAAGCUGUGUUGCAUUCUCCUACAUCAACGUAAAAUGCAUUCUAACAUCUUUCAGUUGCUCUUGACAAGUGUCAGCUAAAUGUCUUAACAUUUGUUUGUUUAUUACUCCAAUCACUUAAUGUAAUUAUAUCAAGGUAGUAUAACAAUAUUUUUGCUAUUUGGUAUAAUACUAUUUAUACUGUUUGUUUCUAUAUCAUUUGUCACAUGCCAAAUUAAUCUUUACUUUACACUGAAAUUGUUUCAAAUAUUGUAUUCAAUUUUGUAUUUUUCCUCCUAAAACAAACCAUUUUUCUCUCCCUUCCUUCCUUUCCAAAACCAGUUCUAGUUCCCUCCCUUGCUAAUUGUGCAUUUAUUAAUGUCAUAUUUUAAUUUUUGAAACACAACCCCCCCCCCCCCCACACACACACACGCAAUUAAUUCAGGAAGUUAUCUCAGCACACAUCUCUUUACAUGAAUACAUAGUCGUUUUAUAUCCAGUUUUCUCAUUGUAAAACAAAUGAUGUAAAAGGAUUAUAUGUACCCAGUAAACGAAAAAUAAUCAAAUUAAUGAAGUACAACAUCACCACAUAUGGUAAUAAGGAAAGUAAUGUUUAUUUAAACAGUGAUCAUAAAAACAACGGAAUACCAAAUUUAGACUGUAAACAUUCUGAAAGCAUAGAGGCAUUGUCCCAGUGCUUAUAGCUACGUCCACUAUGCCACUGCUGUAAUCAAGUGGCUUAAUUACAGACAAUGCCUUUAUUUUAGAGUGUGAUUGUAAUUGAAUGUAACAGCUAACAUAGCAAUCGAAAAUAUUUACCAAAGAAAUUAUAACUUGUACAUAGAUUUUUUAAACCCUAAAGCCCAUCAAAGUUGACCCUGUGUGUGUGUGUGUGUGUCAUUUCUAUUGACUUUUACAUGAUGUAUGUGUUGGAUUCACUCAUUACAAGACCAGGGAUUCAAAUGUACACUUACUGGACAAUUUGUUGUUGUGAAAACAAUGAGCUCCUCAGUCUUCCACACAGUCAAGAUGUCCAGAGAGAUAUGGACCUUAUGAAUGUUUUUUCUAAGCUUCAGCUGCAGCUAGAUAAAGGGAUCAUUCUACCAGAAGAAAAUUACACUGGCACUUGAAUUACUGGACAUAAUACAUAAACGCUUAACAUAUACACAAAGUGCGAUGUGGUUUAUGGUUGUAAAAAUACAAACUAUUGGUACAUGAAUAAAGCUACAGGGUGUGUCUAUUUCUUACAGCUCUCACGACUGGCUCGCUGGGCCUAGAGAACCUAACAGAGUUUUUUUUUUAAGAAUAGGGUGUUUAAGCAAUUCCUGCGCACAAUGCGCUCGAUAAUAUGCAUAAAAGGCUAGCGUGGCCUCUGACCUUUCCCAACCCUACCAGCUGUGAGUCGCUUGUGAAAUACAAGUAUACAACACAUUCCACCUCAUUUGCAUUGUACUAAGUCACUGUUAGUUUGGUGAAAAUAUGUUUGUGUAAAAUAGUAUUCCACCUUAGUGCACUUGCAUGUAGCUUAAGCUUUUAAUGAUAAUUCAAUGAUAAUGAUUUGACAGCAUACAUUUAUGCCCACCCACCAACACAUCCUGUGCUAGAUUACCUUUACUGUUUUAAUGCUAGUCUAGUUUGAUUACCAACAUCAACCUCAAUAGAAGUACAUUCAGAGUUUUUAAGCAAUCUACUCCAUCUUUGUGACAGUACUUGUAUACCGGUUGCGUUAAUGCGAUAGGUAGCGGUAGUAGUUCAGUUCAACCACAAGAUGUCUCUAUCGAACCGUAAUAAAUACGGCUUACUGUUUCAAUAUGCUCGUGAAACCGUAUGGAACAAAAAUACUGUGGAAAUAUAAUUUCCAAUCAAGUCUUUAAUCAAAGAACGAUUUUGUGAAAUUGCGCAAUAAUCUGAACUCCUGUAGUUAAGACAGGACGGUUGUGACGACAUGU